UGUUGGUUUGAAAGAAAAACAAAAAACAGACAAGAAAGUGGUCAAGUGAUACACAACAAAUGACAUGCUAUACCCACCUUGUUCUUACUCCCUCUUUUUCUCUCUCGUGGCUUACUUGCACCAGUCCAUGCACUUCUAUUUUAAUAAAUCUCCAAUGGCCGCCAUAGCCAGUCUUCAAUGAAGAAAUUAAUGGAGUUUUUCAAUAAUGGGUUUUCCUUUCUUUUCCUUAGAAACCUCAAACCCCUUUGAGCCAAAGCCUCUUCUUUUUCUUUCUUUUUUUGAAUCGGGUAAAGAUUGGAAAUGAGGAUUGAUGGUGAACGAUCUUUGUUCGAAACCCCAACUUGGGCUGUUGCAACGGUCGUCUCAGUCAUGGUUACCAUGGGUUUUUUAUUCCAUGGUUCUUUGAAACGACUCGGAAAGUGGUUAGAUAGGACUAAGAGGAAAGCCCUUUUAUCUGCUUUGGAGAAGAUCAAGGAAGAGCUAAUGCUUUUUGGGCUUCUAUCAUUGCUGAUGGGUCACUGGACAAUCUUUGUUGCCAAGAUUUGUGUUAAAUCAUCUUCCUUGAGCAGUCGAUUCUACCCAUGUUUAGCAGAAACUGAGAAUGUCUCUGUCAAACAUAUAACGGUUGAAACCCAUAAUCUUUUCAAUAACCAUUCGCGUUCUCAACAACAUGUUAAUCAUAUGCACACCAACAUUUGCCCAGAGGGACACGACUUCGCAUCUUAUGAGAGCCUUGAGCAACUACACAGAUUCUUAUUCGUUCUUGGAAUCACACAUAUCUUGUAUAGCUUUUUCGCAAUCGCCCUUGCCAUGAUAAAGAUAUAUGGGUGGAGAAAAUGGGAAAAUCAAGCAAAGCAGCAGCAGAUGGCUAUUUCUCAAGCAGCAGCAGCAGAACAAGAUGAAGGUUCAACGAAUACUUCUUCUGUCAAAUCAAUUAGUAAAAUGAGACGCCAAUCCACUUUUAUAUUUCACCAAACUUCCCAUCCUUGGAGUCAGCACAGAGCCCUCGUUUGGCUGCUUUGUUUCAGUAGACAGUUUUGGAGUUCUAUAAACCGCGCUGAUUAUAUGGCUUUGCGUUUGGGCUUCAUCAGUAUGCAUCAAUUGCCACUCUCAUAUGACUUCCAUAACUACAUCCUUCGUAGCAUGGAAGAAGAAUUUCGUGACAUUGUUGGCAUUAGCAUCCCACUCUGGAUUUUCGCCAUAUUAUGCAUCUUCCUAGGCUUUCAUGGCACCAACUUCUAUUUCUGGUCAUCCUUCUUGCCAGCCAUAUUGAUCUUGGCAAUGGGUACUAAAUUGCAUCGAAUAGUAGUGAAAUUGGCGGUUGAAACAAUGGAUUCGCCUCCAUUCACUGGUAGUGCUCAACGCUUUAACCUUAGGGAUGAGCUUUUCUGGUUCGGGAGGCCAAGGCUUCUGUUGUGGCUAAUACAGUUCGUAUCAUUCCAAAAUGCAUUUGAGAUGGCUUUGUUUAUUUGGUCAAUGUGGGAGAGCCGAGGUCCUUCGUGUUUCAUGGAGAAAAAAAGCUUCAUCGUCAUCCGUUUGACGUUUGGGGUGGUCUCUCAAUUUUGGUGUAGCUUCAUUACAUUCCCACUUUAUGUUAUUGUUACACAGAUGGGAUCAAGGUUUAAGAAGACAAUAAUAUCAGAAAAUGUGCGAAAAUCUCUACAUGGAUGGAGAGGAAGGGUGAAAGCUAGGCACCCAACCGGUAGCCCUCCCUUUGUCCAACUCCAUGCAACAACAUCCAUAACUUCUUUAGAAUCAAUGACGACAGAUCAUGAGAUUAACGAAGAAACCAACUCCUCCUCUUCAAAGGUUGUCAAUGAUAUUGACCAGAUGAGCUCGAGAUUCCAUCAAAAUGCAUUUGUGGCAACACAUCGAGGUGACGACGAUGAGAAUCUUGUGAUGGCUUUCGAUGACCACGAUAACAAAGAAGAAGAAGAUGACGAUGAUGAAAAGAAGAGUCAACACAAAGAUGAUUUUUGUGUUGAGUGCCCUCCAUAGUGAGUGAGGCCAUAUAUAUGUAGGUAUAUUUUUGGAAUCUUACGUUUAGAUGACAAACUACACUAAGUGGACAUUAAAAUGUGUUAUCAAAUGAAGCCAUGUUUUUCUAUUUGUUCAUGUUAAUAUUAUAUUCUUAACAUGAGUUGUUAAUUUGUC
Molecule: messenger RNA, 2154 nt
Organism: Impatiens glandulifera
Lineage: Eukaryota; Viridiplantae; Streptophyta; Magnoliopsida; Ericales; Balsaminaceae
Product: MLO-like protein 4
Exons: 14
Coding region: 301-1998 (565 amino acids)
Biological process (GO): defense response
Cellular component (GO): membrane
Source: RefSeq, a predicted model, not a curated record